This is a messenger RNA of Miscanthus lutarioriparius, 414 nucleotides long. Lineage: Eukaryota; Viridiplantae; Streptophyta; Magnoliopsida; Poales; Poaceae. The record is from the annotation of a GenBank genome assembly.
AUGGAGCUGUGCAGGUACCUUCAGCGCAUGGAAAGACUGCUCUCUCAGCGCAUGGGUCCUCAAGGAGAACAAAAUGCAGGUACCUUCAGCGUCCGGAUCGACGACUCUCAAUGGAGCUGUGCAGACACCAUCGUGGCAAAGCUGGCUGUGGCAUUGGCACCCAUGCCAUUUGAGGGUUUACAGGACCGUUUUGUGGCUGCAACUAGUGGUGUGUUCCCAGACAACCAAGAGCGAGAAGACAGAGGUGGCCUGUGCCCAUGCCAUGUUGGUGUCAUUCCUAACAGUCCAUGUCGGCAUUAUACUGAUGACUGGCAUGAUGAUGUAUCCAAGGAUGAGCUGGACUCUGAAAUCCCACCUGGCGAGGAGACGAGAUACGGAUACAUAAUGGGAAUGAUAGAUACAUGUAGUCUGUAG